AUGGCAUUGAAAAAAACUUCCUCUGACAGUCACCAAGGCUUGACGCCACCCGAUAGCCCAACGAAGGGGUCGACUAUGCCUCCUGCCACCUUGAAGGAUCUGAUGCUUCUCUUUGGUGUGUUUCUUGAGAACGCGCUGCUCGAUCUUGCCGACGAAGAACCUCCAAACACUCCCGUCUCCCAGGACCAAUCCCCACCAGGCCUCGACAUAGUUCGACUGAAGCGGUUGAUGGUCAAGCUCACCCACGAUGAAUGUGGGUCAGCUGAACUCUCCCUGGCAACUAGGCCUGCUCGGUCUUCUUCUGCCAGCAAUGAACAGGAAGAGAAUGUUCAGGCAAUAGACGAGAUUGAUCUCGAAAGUCCGAUCUGUACCACACCGGAUGAUUUCAAGUCGUUUGAGAAAUGGGCAUCAAAAUCCCAAUUUAAAACAGUUAUGGAAACCUGGGACAAAGAGGCAUGUAAAUACAAGAUAGCCGAGCCAACAGAGACUAGCAAUGACCUGGACGACUACGCUGAGUAUGCAUUCGUUGUCCGUGAACGUGUUGACCGAACGUCCGAGGAGGUAGUUCCAUUCAUAGAUAUCAAGUCGGAAGGCCUACGCGACAUCCUGCGAGACGUGCUGCACGACAUCAAGGCCGUUAGCCUGAUGGAGGACAAGCCAUCGAUCGAGCAAAAUUUCCUUUUUCAUUUCCUCCCAGAGCUCGACAGAUGUGCGGAGAAUAUGGAUAGCAAUUCGGACCAUGAGUCGGCACAUGCGGAGCAUCUCCUCUUGCUCAUCGAUCACCUCAAGCACGCAUAUACUUCUACUUUGCAGCGUCUCGAAUCAAUGUUGCAGCACGGUCAUAUUAUAUAUGACCUUCUUUGGGCGCUUUUUAAGCCUGGUUGCCAUGUUUAUACCACAUGCAUUGGCACAAAAGAGCCGCGAUGUGUCGUAUUCGACGCGGGCGAAGAGAUAACACAAAAUGACGAGACGUGGUUGAAUCUCGAGUGCCGAUUUCUUGAUUAUAACGGAGUCAAGUUCGGCGAGGCCGGUAUCUUUCUGCGAGUGGCCAAGUUCCGAGGAUCAAAGCCGAUCGAGAGCCUUGAGGCCUUCCCUCUCUGCCACUAUACAAGUCACGAGCAAGUCCGGAAAGACCUGAUCGAGAAGGGUCAAAAGUUUCGGGAUUUUGCCGGCUCACACGUUCGGCACUGUAAAGGCAACGCAUUCUUUAUGAACAAGGGGAAGGCUAUCAAAGUCAAUAUCAACGGUCGAGUGGCAGUGGACGCCGCAUUUUUCUAUGAAAUGCAGCCAAACUACUCCCGACCGUCACUCCGCGACAUUGGGGUCAAGGAUAAGGUUGGGAUUGCAGUCUUUGACAUUGGUGCAAUGCUCAUGGAGGACCGUGAGCGAGAGAAGGAGAAAAUGCGAGGAGACGGUGUAGAUACCCAAAGGCUGAGCGAGGCCGAUUUACUGGUCGCCUGCCCAACAGUUUGCUGUUUCAGUUUCAAGGAGAAAAUGUUCUUGGAGUGCGCAGUUAGUGCUCUUAGGGACGUGGAUUGGUCCCCUGAGUCGUUCGACUGCCUGAAGAUCCCCUCAGAGACUAAGACUAUCCUCUUGUCAUUGGCGAAAACCCGCCUAGGGAUGAUACCGACGAUACCGUUCGACGACGUAAUUGAUGGAAAGGGCCAAGGAUUCAACAUUCUUCUGAAGUAUAUCGGCAAACCGUCUAUACUAUCAAGACUUCCCAUCCUAACUCGUGCUAGUGGCCCACCGGGAGUCGGAAAGACUUUCACGGUUGAAGCAACCUCGGAGUAUUUCAAACUCCCCCUCUAUUCGAUAUCUGCAGGCGAACUUGUUGUCAACCACGGGGAUUCCAAUGCGCUUGAGCAACAACUUGAAACAGUAUUCAAGAUCGCCAAACACUUUAAUACCGUGCUUCUCUUGGAUGAGGCAGACGCGUUCAUGGAGCAGCGUACAUCUUACCACGAUGCCCACAAUCGCCUUGUGACCAUUUCCCUCCGAAAGCUGGAAUAUUAUCAAGGAAUUCUUUUCUUGACUUCAAAUCGGGGUAUCCAGUUUGAUGACGCAAUUCUCAGCCGGAUCCAUUUGAUCAUUGAGUAUGAGAAUUUAACGAGAGAGUUUCGCAGAGAUCUCUGGUCAACUUUUCUGUCCAAGGCAUGUACGAUGCAAGGACCUGCUAUUGUUGAGGAGCACGAACUCCGACGAUUGGAGUCUUUAGCUCUGAAUGGACGAGAGAUCAAAAACGUCGCAGCAAUUGCACACGCUCUCGCUGAGGCUGACGUCAAACAGGUGAACUACAAAUGCUUGAAGUUAGCCGCCGAAUCAAAUAAGAAAUUUUCAAAGGAGUUUGGCAGAGAGAGGCCUGCUGAUGGAAUGUAUGUCUAA
Molecule: messenger RNA, 2385 nt
Organism: Penicillium vulpinum
Lineage: Eukaryota; Fungi; Ascomycota; Eurotiomycetes; Eurotiales; Aspergillaceae
Exons: 7
Coding region: 1-2385 (794 amino acids)
Molecular function (GO): ATP binding; ATP hydrolysis activity
Source: RefSeq, a predicted model, not a curated record